This is a messenger RNA of Lolium rigidum, 1330 nucleotides long. Its product is annotated as probable RNA methyltransferase At5g51130. The coding region runs from base 78 to 1037 and encodes 319 amino acids. Gene Ontology annotation, molecular function: snRNA binding; RNA methyltransferase activity; O-methyltransferase activity. NCBI's taxonomy places the organism in Eukaryota, Viridiplantae, Streptophyta, Magnoliopsida, Poales, Poaceae. The record is from RefSeq and is a predicted model, not a curated record. The transcript is spliced from 8 exons. Gene Ontology annotation, biological process: snRNA modification.
UUCUCCUCUGCUUCGCCGUUCCUCACCACGACCAGGGGCGAAGGGCGGCGGCGAAGAGAGUCACCCCUUCAGAGAGGAUGGUCACCACGGCAUCGCCGGAGGACGCUGUGCAGCCUCCACCCGAGGCCAAGGGAGCCCAAGGAGAGGCGAAGAGGAAACCGAGCGACGCGCCGGCAAGAGGCGGAGAAGGCGGCGGCGGCGGAGGCGGCGGAGGACGAGGAGGAGGAAGAGGUGGUGGAGGUCAAGGGAAGAAGCGGAAGAACAAGGAGGUUUUCAUCUACGGGAACUACAGGAACUACUACGGCUACCGAAUUGAUCAUAAUGUUGGUGAAGAUCCCCGGCUUGAGAUAUUCAGGAAGGAGUGGUUUGCAGGCAAGGAUUGUCUCGAUAUUGGAUGCAACCAGGGUUUGGUCACAAUUGGUCUAGCUAUGAAGUUUGAAUGUCGAAGCAUCCUUGGAGUUGACAUUGAUUCAGGUUUGAUUGAAACUGCUAAGUGGAAUUUAAGAACGAUAGCUCGAGCAGGCAAGGUGGCUACAAAAAGUGCCAAGGUUCAUAACUCAUCAGACUCCACAACUCAAAGCUGUCCGGAAGUGGUAUCUGAGAUGUCAAAUGGAAAUAUUUCUGUGCACAAACAACAUGAUCUUUUUGAAAUUGUCUCGUUUCGGCCUGACAAUUUUGUACAGAGUACACACAGAUAUUCAGAACAGUAUGACACCAUUAUGUGUUUGAGUGUGACAAAAUGGAUCCACCUGAACUGGGGUGAUGAUGGCAUAAUCACUUUGUUUGUGAAGAUCUGGAGUCUUCUAAGACCGGGAGGGAUUUUUAUCAUGGAGCCUCAACCUUGGAUCUCGUAUAAGAAAAACAGAUCAGUGUCAGAGGUUGCCAGAGAGAACUUCUACGACAUCUGCAUAUAUCCUGAGAAAUUCCGGGAGAUUCUUCUUGACAAGGUCGGGUUCAGGUCAGUGGAGGUUAUUACUGACAGAUUGACUGGUUCCGUCGCUGGUUUUGAUCGCCCAAUCGAAGUUUACCACAAAUGAUGGAAUGGGAUUAACGUUCUUUGCAAGAGGCUCAUGUGGUGCAUCAGGUGCACAAUUUUUGGUUCUUUGGGUUUGUUGAGCUUCACUGUUGCUUUGUUUAGUACAAAAACAACGAUCAAAGGCUUGCAUAACUCUUGCCCAGGACUUUGCCACCCAAGGAAUGAUAUGGAUAGGGUGAUUCUGUUGCCUUUCUUAGGUGUAGUUUUUGGUAUUUUGUCGGAUGGUAGCUUUUGUAUAAAUGAAUUAUGGGUACAAGCUAAUACCUUCCAGCAAUAUAUCAUUUCCAUUCUGUA